AUGGCCGAGUCCUCCGCCUCGCAGACGGCGGCGUCGCGCGCCGUGGAGGUGUCGGACGGGAAGCGGUUCCAGCUCUGGGGCACGCAGUGCUCCGAGGCCGCGCGCAAGGGCAUGCUCCUCGACGAGGUCGCCGUCUACAGCGUCACGGACGCGCGCACGGCGGACCGCAUCACGAAGCUCGCGCUCAAGCUCCCCGGCGCGCCCUUUUCCGAGAUCUGCGACGGCUGCGCCUGCGUCGGCGGCAACGUGCUGAGCUUCGCGCGCGCGCUCGCCAGGGCGCCGGGCGCGACGCGCGUCACGGGCGUCGAGCUCGACGCGACGCGCUUCGAAUUCCUCAAGCACAACGUCGAGACCGCGGGCCUCGACGCGACGUGCCUCCACGGCGACAUCGCCGCCGCGACGGCCGCCGAGGAACCGGCGGAGGUCUCCGGCGACCUCGCGGCCGCGCGCGCCGCGGUCCGCCGCGCGGACCUCCUCUUCCUCGACCCUCCGUGGGGCGGGCCCGAGGUCUCCGCGCGGCCCAUGGGCUCCGUGUCCUUCGACAUGUCCGGCGUCGACCUCGCGGCUCUGUGCGCGCGCUGCAACGCGCCGGGCUUCCGCUGCAAGCACGUGUUGCUGAAGCUGCCGCCGAACUACGACACGGACGCGCUGAAGGCGGCGCUGAAGGGCGUCGCGGACGUGCGGCUCGAGACGGCGCUGCGGAAGAUGAUCCUGGCGGUCAAAGCCUCCCUCUCGCCGUUCGAGAACCCCGUCUGCUCGAUGGCGAUUUUGGCGGGGCCGCGGUUCGCGCUCCCGAGGAUCCGCCGCUUGUCGCGCGAGUGCGACGAGCAGCACGGGCUCGUGGGAUCGAGCUUGCGCGGCGUGAUCUGGGCCGCGCGGCGCAUCGCGAGGAGGAUCGCGCUCACCCACGCCGUGCACUCCUCCUUCGACGCGGUCCGGAGCACGUACGACCGCUUGGGAUGCACGACGGUGAAUUCGGUGGGCAGCACCGAGACGACGCUCUGGAUUUUCAACUGGUCCGAGCUCUUCGACAGCGCCUGCAAGCCGGACGCGCCGUACUCGACCCAAGGGUCCGGCGACGGCGGCGACGACGACUUGGGCAUCGACUUCGAGGAUGCCUGGGACGCGACGGGCGCCACGGCGUCGACGCGGCCGCAGGCCUACAGCGAGGCGUUCUCCGACGACUCGGUGCACCGCGCGAGCAACGCGGACGCGGACAAGUUCCUGCUGAGCCCGGGGUCGACGGGCGACCUGACGCGGACGGGCCUCAAGGAGUACCACAGCCCCUACUUUAACACGGAGAAGCGGUCCGUGGUGGCGCAAAGAGCCGACGGCGAGCGCGAGACCGUGCGGCGCGCGCUCGCCGUGCACCACGCGCUCGUCCUGGAAAAACGCGUGUCGAUGCACAUCCUCGCGCGGCCCCUGAGCCGCUGGGACGCCACGGCGCGGCUCUGGCGCUUCGAGCCCGGCGACGUCGUGGAGUGCGAGGGCGCGGACAUGCGCUGGCGCCUCGCGGUCGUGACGGCCGCGCGCGACGGCGAGAGGGACGGCGCCGCCGUCGUCUACUCCGUCGUGAGCGCCGCGGGCUUCUCGCACGGCUACGGCGGGCCGCGCCCCGCGCCGCGCGUCGCGCGCGAGGCGACGCUGGCCUACUGGGGCGUGGCGCCCCUGGUCUGGCAGGCGCACGCGCUCGUGUCGCUCGAGGCGCGCAUGAGGUUUCAGGAGGGCCACGGCGACGACUUCGAGUCGAUCCCCUACGUCGACCACGGCAAGGCCGCGUACCGGCGCUGGCUCCGGGACGAGCGCAACGGCGCCUUCGCGGCGCGCUACGACCGGUCCCCCCAGGGGGCGCGCCAGGCGCUCAAGGACCUGCUCAUCGAGCCCUUCAGGCGCAUCGCGGAGGCCGUCGGCGACUGGGAGUUCGAGGCGGGCAAGGCGAGCACGUACCUCUACUUGGCUUGCAUGGGCAGCGGCCUCCUCUCCGUGUUAGCGACGCUGCUGCUCCAGUGCGGCUUCCCCGCGGUCGUCCUCAUGUACACGCUCUACGCGGGCCGCUCCGACGGCGACGUCGCCGCGCUCUGCAGCGACCGCGCCGCGAGCGUCGACGCCAAGGGCCACGGCGCGCGCUUCACCAAGGCCGCGAUCGAGCUCGUCGUCGUGCUCUACCUCGUCAAGGUCAUCCCCGACUCCUACCACAAGUUCUUCUUCCCGAGCCACAGCAAGGACGGCGUCGACCGCCUCAUCAGCAUCCGGGCGCUCGUCGCGCGCAAGGAGGCGGACACGGUGCUCAUGAAGAUCGGAUAUCGGCUCCACACCUUCAUGAACUCGGCCUUCGAGGUCCUCCUCUACUCGCUGAACAUGUACCUCCUGUUCUACCACGACUCGCCCCUGGAGGUCAUCCUGAAUUCGCUCAUGAUCGAGUUCAUCUUGGAUCUGGACGAGUACCUCGCGGACAGCCCGCACAUCGACACGAACUUCCGCUACCUCCGGUCCGCGGCCGUGGAGAUGGUCUUGCUGCUCUACGUGCCCAAGAAGAGCCUCAAGGAGCUCAAGAUCACGGGCCCGAAGGAACGGCGCUUCGCCGACGGCAGGAAGGACGCGAGGGCGCGGAACGACGACGCCGUCGACGCGUCGCUGCAGGAGUACUACGGCGAGAAGGACGUCGAGCGCUACGGCCUCUUCGCGCGCUUCGGCCAGCGCCACGGCAUCGGCCACUGGAAGAAGGGCAUCUUCAACCGCUACGCGAGCUACCGCACGGGCGAAGCUCUCCCGCGCUGGCUCGAGAUCCUGUUCAAGCCCGGCGACGCGCACCACUACGAAAAGGCGCUCGCGACGUCCGUGCCCUACGGCACGCUCGAGGGGUUCCAGGUCGAGGGCGUGCGCACCCUGCGGCGCUUCAUCGAGCACAACGCGCCGGGGCUCGUCGCGACGAUCAACCGCGCGCCGCUGCUCGGCGACGUGCUCAAGACGGCGACGUGCCAGCGCAUCUGGUCCGCGAUCCGGGGCUACAACGGCGACGGCGAGCCGCUCGUGGGCUGCGGCAAGGCGCGGCGGUGCCUCGUCGUCGUCGACGCGUGCUUCGAGUGCGGGACCGCGUGGGUGUUGCUCUUCGCGUUCCCCGUGACCGCGCUGGCCGUGUCCGCGUGGGAGAUGGUCUCGCUGCCGCCGCCGCGGACCUGCUCGCGGCGCUCGCUGACCAUCGGGCCGCCGCCGUGCUGGCUCGAGUGGCUCGUGACCGUGCGGCUCCGGCCGUCGCCGGAGAUGACCGUGGACGAGCUCAUCAUCGUGAAGGACCCGCCGCCGCCGCCCGCGCCCCGCUCGUGGAGCCGGUCCAUGUCCAUGUCGCCGCCGAAGCCGCCGAGCAUGCCGCCGCCCAUCAUCUGGUCGACCAUGUCCGGCUUCGAGGCCCACAUGGACAAGACGCUCUUCGCGAACCUCAAGCUCAGCGACGGGCGCGAGGCGCAGGCGCGGGAGCUGCUCGACGACAAGAUCCACCGCCUCGGCGGCGCGGCGCCGUACCUCUCUGCCGCCAACGACGACCUCAUCCAGGAGGUCGCCGCGGACCUCGCGGAGGCGAAGCGGUGCCUCGCCGAGGCCCGGGCGCCGUCGCUGCGGCGGCUGCUCUCGAGCUUCGCGCGGAAGCACGCGGCGCGCGAAUUGAAGCUCCUCAACGGCGACGCGGCGCCCGCGCCGGCCGUCGACGUGGCGCCGGCCGCCGGCGACGUCGCGGCCCUCGCCGCCGAGCUCGCCGAGGCGAAGCGGCUGCUCGCGCGCGCGUCGCGGCCCGCCGUGAAGAAGCUCGCCGCGUCGUUCGUUCGCAAGACGGCCGCGCGCGAGCUCGAGCUCCUCAACGGCGACGGCGGCGCGCCGGCGGCGGCGGCGACGAAGCUGCCGGACGCCGCGCCGCCGGCGCCGAGGAAGAAGCAGGGGCCCGCGCCCCAGUUCCCGCCGGCGCCCUCGCGGCUCGAGCCCAAGCCCGCGCGCACGCCGACGCUCGACGACGACGACGCGGGCGAGCUCGCCUUCGACGGCGGCGUGCCCGUGGACCCGCGCCUGCGCAUCCCCGGCGAGGAGCGGAAGCUCGAGGCGCUCAUGGCGAAGAUCGACCUCACGAAGCCGCCGGCGAAGCCGCCGGCGAAGCCGCCGGCGAAGCAGCGGCCGCCGCCGGCGCGCUUCGCGCCCGAGCGGCCGCCGAGCGAGGGCCUGAAGAAGGUCGCGGCGCAGGCGCCCGCGGUCGUCCGCUCUCGGCCUUCGCGCGGAAGCCCGAGGCGGCGCCGGCGACGCCGACGCCCGCGGCGGCGCCGGCGAAGCCGGGCGCGGUGCACCAUCGCCGCGCGGCGGCCGCGGACCGCGCGCGCGACCGUGCCGCCGAGCGGUCCGCGGCCGCCGAGAAGGCCGUGCGCCGGGCGGCGCCGCCCGCCGGGACCGCGGGCGAGGCCGUCGCGGCGCGCGCGGACGAGCCCGCGGCCGCCGCCGCGACGGAGGCCGAGGAGGCCGCGCCCGCGGCCAGGUACGCUCUCAAGAAGAACCGGGACGCGGUCGCCGGCGAGAUGCUGCGGGACCUCGAGGCGAUGA
Aureococcus anophagefferens is the source of this 4575-nucleotide messenger RNA. RefSeq lists its product as hypothetical. Gene Ontology annotation, cellular component: nucleus. Gene Ontology annotation, biological process: 7-methylguanosine RNA capping; 7-methylguanosine cap hypermethylation. The record is from RefSeq and is a predicted model, not a curated record. Lineage: Eukaryota; Pelagophyceae; Pelagomonadales; Pelagomonadaceae. Gene Ontology annotation, molecular function: RNA cap trimethylguanosine synthase activity. The transcript has 5 exons. Bases 1 to 4575 code for a protein of 1524 amino acids.